AUGUCCAACCAAUAAGAAAACAGAAUGAGAGAAAUUAAAAUAGCAAAAUUAGUUAUUAAUUGCUGUGUUGGAGAAUCUGGUGAUAAACUUACAAAAGCUGCAAAAGUUUUAAAAGAUUUAUCCGGAUAAGAACCUUGUUUUUCAAGAGCUAGAUAUACAAUUAGAUCAUUUGGCAUUAAAAGAAAUGAAAAAAUGGCUACCCAUGUCACUAUUAGAGGUGAUAAGGCAUAAGAUAUUCUUGAAAGAGGUUUAAGAGUUAAAGAAAUGGAACUAAGAAAAAAAAACUUUUCUAAAACUGGUAAAAUUACAUAGAUACAUAUAAAUAAAUUAAAUAAAUUUUUACUUAAAGGAAACUUUGGAUUCGGCAUUUAAGAACAUAUUGAUUUGGGAAUGAAAUAUGAUCCUUAUACUGGUAUUUUCGGUAUGGAUUUCUACAUUGUUCUUGAAAGACCUGGAAACAGAGUAGCAAGAAAAAGAAGAAGAUAAUCAAGAUUAGGAAACAACUAAAAAAUAACAAAAGAAGAAUGCAUAAAUUGGUUUAAAUAAAGAUUUGAAGGAAAUGUUUAUUGAAAAAUCAGUGAUUUUUUGUUAAUUCAAUAAUAAUAAAAAUAAAAUAUAUAACAG
Molecule: messenger RNA, 624 nt
Organism: Ichthyophthirius multifiliis
Lineage: Eukaryota; Ciliophora; Oligohymenophorea; Hymenostomatida
Exons: 3
Biological process (GO): translation
Cellular component (GO): cytosolic large ribosomal subunit; ribosome
Molecular function (GO): RNA binding; structural constituent of ribosome
Source: RefSeq, a predicted model, not a curated record